UUGUAUACGUUGGUUCUUACUCUGGCAUGACCUCUGCUAAAAUCACAUCAUCUUAUGUUAACAGUCAAUACUGAAAAUAGUUUGUGCGGACGAAAUCGAAAAUCAUAAUGGGGAAUCAUGAAAAGAGGAACUGAGAUCAACAAGAAACGCUGUCACGAGGUUGUUUGAAAUUUGUAAUCUACCAGCUCAAGGUACUGUACAUUCAGAUGUGCUCCUCUUCUUAAAAACAACCGUCUACACCUUUGUUCUUUGUUUUAAAUUCAGAGUCACUGUAGACUAUUGGAUUUUGAGAUAUUUUAUAAGCACUCACAGGAUGAGAGGAAUUGUUGCAUUUUACCUAACCUACCUGCUGUGCCUGACAUUCGGGAUCGCCUGUGUGGCAUUAGUAGCUCAUUGGAAUUAUAGCUAUCGAGGUGGAUUUGCAUGGGACGGCUCAAUUAAGCAAUUCAACUGGCACCCGGUCUUCAUGGUCACUGGAAUGCUCGUGCUUUAUGGGAAUGCGGCCGUAGUGUACCGUAUUCCUCUGACGUGGGGUCACAAUAAGCUCCCGUGGAAGCUGUUACACGCUGGGCUUCUGCUCCUUUCUUUCAUACUGUCUGUUCUUGGGCUUUGUGCGGUGUUCGACUACCAUAAUGCAAACCACACAGCCAACCUGUAUUCCCUCCAUAGCUGGGUGGGCAUUUGUACCACUGCGCUUUUUACUGCACAGUGGAUCAUAGGUUUUACUGCGUUCCUCUUGCCUUGCACUCCAAUGACGGCACGUGCUCUUGUAAAGCCAGCUCAUGUUUGGAUGGGAGCAAUCAUCUUGGUGCUAAGCAUUGUGUCCUGCAUCUCAGGGAUCAACGAAAAACUCUUUUUUGCACUAAAAGGAAACACCAAUGGGACGCUGCCUUAUUCUGCAUUACCACCAGAGGCAAUAACUGCAAAUUCAUUGGGAGUUGUCAUUGUAGCAUUUGGAUUGGUUGUUUUGAAAAUCUUAUCCAAUCAGAUAUGGCAGCGUCCUGAUGAAGCAGGCUAUGAAGUGGGAAUUUACCAGCCACUGGGUUAUGAUGGAAGCUGAUGUCCUAAAGAUGAAAUGUCUGAAAGCUAAAUCUGCAUUCUGACUAAUCUGCGCUCUUCAAUGGAAUCAAAGUCCCCUGAUGUUACAACCAUUAGUCUUCCUGUUUCUAAUUAUACAAAGCAUUGCAGUUUUCCGCAAAUCUUGUCUUUGUUAUAUGUUUGAUUUGAUUGUACUGCUGCUGCUGUUGUUGAAGCGCCUAAGGCAAAGUAUCAUAUGUGAAAUCACUGCUUGAUUGUCAGUGGUUUGUGCUUAUUUAUUAUUUGAGAAAACUUAUAAUAAUAAAUGAUUGAAAUCAUUUCAAUAAACACGCUGUUUACCUGUAAAGGAAAAUCAGAUGAA
Molecule: messenger RNA, 1399 nt
Organism: Labeo rohita (rohu)
Lineage: Eukaryota; Metazoa; Chordata; Actinopteri; Cypriniformes; Cyprinidae
Product: lysosomal membrane ascorbate-dependent ferrireductase CYB561A3
Exons: 7
Coding region: 314-1060 (248 amino acids)
Cellular component (GO): lysosomal membrane
Molecular function (GO): oxidoreductase activity
Source: RefSeq, a predicted model, not a curated record